UCAUUGGUGUUGAACUUAACCAGUUCAGUUGUUCAAGACUCUGCUGUUCAAUUUCAAGACUGUAGUUCAACCUUACUUUUCAAGUCAUGGCGCCUUCACAGGUAACAAUAAAAAACGAGCCGCGGAAGGGAAAUGAGCAUGACGGUGCGGUCUACCACGAAAUUGACGGCUAUUUCGUGUGCACUGCAUUCGCCGACCAAUGCAUCCGUGAGGCGCUCAGCUACAAGCCGCACCCAGGUGACAUCUUUAUCGUAAGCUAUCCCAAGUGCGGAACGACAUGGAUGCAGCACAUUGUGUACAACAUCCUGAACGAUCGGCCGCCACCGAAAGACCUUCUCGAACAGAGUGCCGCCAUGCCGUUCCUCGAGCUUCAAGGCGCUGAAUCUGCGGAUGCCAUGCCUCGACCUGGGGCCAUUAAGACUCACAUGCCGUUUCACUUGCAUCCCUACUCGACGAAGGCUAAGUACAUCUACAUAACCCGAAAUCCGUACGACUGUUGCAUCUCCUUCUACUACCACACCAAAAGCAUGCCCGACUACCGCUUUGAAGACGGCACUUUCGACGAGUUCCUUGACAUGUUCCUCGACGGCCACGUGGACUUUGGGGACUACUUCGAGCACCUAGUAUCCUGGUACACGCGAAGGUUCGACGACAACGUUCUCUUCGUGACGUACGAGGAUCUGAAAAAUAACACGGCUUGCUGGAUCAUCAGGAUAGCGGAUUUUAUCGGUGAAAAGUACGGUCGUGAACUAAGGCAGAACAAGGGCACGCUUGCACGUCUGGUAAGCAACACAAGCGUAGAAUUUAUGCAGGUUAGUGUGAAUGAAUGCACGCGCAAGGUUAACGACGAUAUGAAAACUAUCCCGGAGAAUGAUAAACCGCGUUGGAUGAAGCUCGUCGAAGAGGCAGCGGGCGAAGAAAUAAUGAAUAAACCCAUAACAGGCGACUUCGUACGCAAGGGAGUAGUGGGAGACUGGCGAAAUCAUUUCACCCCUGAACAGGUGAUUCGCAUGAAAAACAGGAUUGCAGCGAAAACAGCCGGAAGUGAUGUUAUGAAUUUGUGGAAAGACAUUGGGCUGCCGUAACUAACCAACUAGCGCCACAACGUGUUUUGCUGUAACACCCUUAACUGGUAUAAGAGUUUCUUGUGCGUGUACUGCAACUUUAACACGUGGACUGAAUGAAGAAAUGUCUGCACAAUAAAGGUCCGUGUUAAAAAAAGCGAGAGUUUGGAUUUC
Messenger RNA from Dermacentor andersoni, 1238 nucleotides. Its product is annotated as sulfotransferase ssu-1-like. The record is from RefSeq and is a predicted model, not a curated record. Gene Ontology annotation, molecular function: sulfotransferase activity. NCBI's taxonomy places the organism in Eukaryota, Metazoa, Arthropoda, Arachnida, Ixodida, Ixodidae.